Molecule: messenger RNA, 679 nt
Organism: Phragmites australis (common reed)
Lineage: Eukaryota; Viridiplantae; Streptophyta; Magnoliopsida; Poales; Poaceae
Product: transcription elongation factor SPT4 homolog 1-like
Exons: 5
Coding region: 110-493 (127 amino acids)
Biological process (GO): regulation of transcription elongation by RNA polymerase II; mRNA processing; chromatin organization
Cellular component (GO): nucleus; DSIF complex
Molecular function (GO): zinc ion binding; RNA polymerase II complex binding
Source: RefSeq, a predicted model, not a curated record
AAGCUCCGGGAGCGUCCCGACUUCCGAUCCGAGUCCGAGCGAACGAACGAACGCGAGAGAGAGAGAGAGAGACGAGACGAGAGGAGGGGCAAGCGACCAGCAGGCGAGGAUGAGGGGCGGCGGUGGCGGGAUGGAGGACGACGACCGGGUGGGCCACGCGCAGAUCCCGACCAGCUUCGGCCACGAGCUGCGCGCCUGCCUCCGGUGCCGCCUUGUCAAGACCUACGACCAGUUCAGGGAGAACGGCUGCGAGAACUGCCCGUUCCUGGAGAUGGAAAGGGAGCACGACAACGUCGUCAACUGCACCACCCCGAACUUCACUGGAAUAAUCUCUCUGAUGGACCCCAGUAGGAGUUGGGCUGCUCGUUGGUUGAGAAUUGGUAGGUUCAUUCCGGGGUGCUAUACUCUGGCGGUCUCAGAGGAGCUUCCAGAGGAGUAUCAGGGGAUUUGCCAAGACAACAACGUGCAGUAUGUGCCUCCCAAGCGUGUUUGAGCAACGCUCAGGUUGCUCUCGGCGUACCGAUCCUGAAGCAAUACGGCACUUCAGCUUCUAGUGCUUGCUAUGGAAACUGCUAGCAAUUUUCUUCUGUUGAGCAGCUAAUGCGAUUGACUUGACGCUUCUGUAGAACUCAAGAGUCUAUUUUAGUAAUUAUGUGAGGAAUUGAUCUGUUGCCCCUUA